AUGUUGCAUGCUGCACACAUGUUGCAUGCUGCACACAUGUUUCAUGCUGCACACAUGUUGCAUGCUGCACACAUGUUGCAUGCUGCACACAUGUUGCAUGCUGCACACAUGUUUCAUGCUGCACACAUGUUGCAUGCUGCACACAUGUUGCAUGCUGCACACAUGUUGCAUGCUGCACACAUGUUGCAUGCUGCACACAUGUUGCAUGCUGCACACAUGUUGCAUGCUGCACACAUGUUUCAUGCUGCACACAUGUUGCAUGCUGCACACAUGUUGCAUGCUGCACACAUGUUGCAUGCUGCACACAUGUUUCAUGCUGCACACAUGUUGCAUGCUGCACACAUGUUGCAUGCUGCACACAUGUUGCAUUCUGCACACAUGUUGCAUGCUGCACACAUGUUGCAUGCUGCACACAUGUUGCAUGCUGCACACAUGUUGCAUGCUGCACACAUGUUUCAUGCUGCACACAUGUUUCAUGCUGCACACAUGUUGCAUGCUGCACACAUGUUGCAUGCUGCACACAUGUUGCAUGCUGCACACAUGUUGCAUGCUGCACACAUGUUGCAUGCUGCACACAUGUUGCAUGCUGCACACAUGUUGCAUGCUGCACACAUGUUGCAUGCUGCACACAUGUUGCAUGCUGCACACAUGUUUCAUGCUGCACACAUGUUGCAUGCUGCACACAUGUUGCAUGCUGCACACAUGUUUCAUGCUGCACACAUGUUGCAUGCUGCACACAUGUUGCAUGCUGCACACAUGUUGCAUGCUGCACACAUGUUGCAUGCUGCACACAUGUUGCAUGCUGCACACAUGUUGCAUGCUGCACACAUGUUUCAUGCUGCACACAUGUUGCAUGCUGCACACAUGUUGCAUGCUGCACACAUGUUGCAUGCUGCACACAUGUUUCAUGCUGCACACAUGUUGCAUGCUGCACACAUGUUGCAUGCUGCACACAUGUUGCAUGCUGCACACAUGUUGCAUGCUGCACACAUGUUGCAUGCUGCACACAUGUUGCAUGCUGCACACAUGUUGCAUGCUGCACACAUGUUGCAUGCUGCACACAUGUUGCAUGCUGCACACAUGUUGCAUGCUGCACACAUGUUGCAUGCUGCACACAUGUUUCAUGCUGCACACAUGUUUCAUGCUGCACACAUGUUGCAUGCUGCACACAUGUUGCAUGCUGCACACAUGUUUCAUGCUGCACACAUGUUGCAUGCUGCACACAUGUUGCAUGCUGCACACAUGUUGCAUGCUGCACACAUGUUUCAUGCUGCACACAUGUUGCAUGCUGCACACAUGUUGCAUGCUGCACACAUGUUGCAUGCUGCACACAUGUUGCAUGCUGCACACAUGUUGCAUGCUGCACACAUGUUGCAUGCUGCACACAUGUUUCAUGCUGCACACAUGUUGCAUGCUGCACACAUGUUGCAUGCUGCACACAUGUUGCAUGCUGCACACAUGUUUCAUGCUGCACACAUGUUGCAUGCUGCACACAUGUUGCAUGCUGCACACAUGUUGCAUGCUGCACACAUGUUGCAUGCUGCACACAUGUUGCAUGCUGCACACAUGUUGCAUGCUGCACACAUGUUUCAUGCUGCACACAUGUUUCAUGCUGCACACAUGUUGCAUGCUGCACACAUGUUGCAUGCUGCACACAUGUUGCAUGCUGCACACAUGUUGCAUGCUGCACACAUGUUGCAUGCUGCACACAUGUUGCAUGCUGCACACAUGUUGCAUGCUGCACACAUGUUGCAUGCUGCACACAUGUUGCAUGCUGCACACAUGUUGCAUGCUGCACACAUGUUGCAUGCUGCACACAUGUUUCAUGCUGCACACAUGUUGCAUGCUGCACACAUGUUGCAUGCUGCACACAUGUUGCAUGCUGCACACAUGUUGCAUGCUGCACACAUGUUGCAUGCUGCACACAUGUUGCAUGCUGCACACAUGUUGCAUGCUGCACACAUGUUGCAUGCUGCACACAUGUUUCAUGCUGCACACAUGUUGCAUGCUGCACACAUGUUGCAUGCUGCACACAUGUUGCAUGCUGCACACAUGUUGCAUGCUGCACACAUGUUGCAUGCUGCACACAUGUUGCAUGCUGCACACAUGUUUCAUGCUGCACACAUGUUGCAUGCUGCACACAUGUUGCAUGCUGCACACAUGCUGCUUGCUGCACACAUGUUGCAUGCUGCACACAUGUUGCAUGCUGCACACAUGUUGCUUGCUGCACACAUGUUGCAUGCUGCACACAUGUUGCUUGCUGCACACAUUUUGCAUGCUGCACACAUGUUGCAUGCUGCACACAUGUUUCAUGCUGCACACAUGUUGCAUGCUGCACACAUGUUUCAUGCUGCACACAUGUUUCAUGCUGCACACAUGUUUCAUGCUGCACACAUGUUUCAUGCUGCACACAUGUUGCAUGCUGCACACAUGUUUCAUGCUGCACACAUGUUGCAUGCUGCACACAUGUUGCAUGCUGCACACAUGUUGCAUGCUGCACACAUGUUGCAUGCUGCACACAUGUUGCAUGCUGCACACAUGUUGCAUGCUGCACACAUGUUGCAUGCUGCACACAUGUUGCAUGCUGCACACAUGUUGCAUGUUGCACACAUGUUGCAUGCUGCACACAUGUUGCAUGCUGCACACAUGUUGCAUGCUGCACACAUGUUGCAUGCUGCACACAUGUUGCAUGCUGCACACAUGUUGCAUGCUGCACACAUGUUGCAUGCUGCACACAUGUUGCAUGCUGCACACAUGUUUCAUGCUGCACACAUGUUGCAUGCUGCACACAUGUUGCAUGCUGCACACAUGUUGCAUGCUGCACACAUGUUGCAUGCUGCACACAUGUUGCAUGCUGCACACAUGUUGCAUGCUGCACACAUGUUGCAUGCUGCACACAUGUUGCAUGCUGCACACAUGUUGCAUGCUGCACACAUGUUUCAUGCUGCACACAUGUUUCAUGCUGCACACAUGUUGCAUGCUGCACACAUGUUGCAUGCUGCACACAUGUUGCAUGCUGCACACAUGUUGCAUGCUGCACACAUGUUGCAUGCUGCACACAUGUUGCAUGCUGCACACAUGUUGCAUGCUGCACACAUGUUGCAUGCUGCACACAUGUUGCAUGCUGCACACAUGUUGCAUGCUGCACACAUGUUGCAUGCUGCACACAUGUUGCAUGCUGCACACAUGUUGCAUGCUGCACACAUGUUGCAUGCUGCACACAUGUUGCAUGCUGCACACAUGUUGCAUGCUGCACACAUGUUGCAUGCUGCACACAUGUUGCAUGCUGCACACAUGUUGCAUGCUGCACACAUGUUGCAUGCUGCACACAUGUUGCAUGCUGCACACAUGUUGCAUGCUGCACACAUGUUGCAUGCUGCACACAUGUUGCAUGCUGCACACAUGUUGCAUGCUGCACACAUGUUUCAUGCUGCACACAUGUUUCAUGCUGCACACAUGUUUCAUGCUGCACACAUGUUUCAUGCUGCACACAUGUUUCAUGCUGCACACAUGUUUCAUGCUGCACACAUGUUGCAUGCUGCACACAUGUUGCAUGCUGCACACAUGUUGCAUGCUGCACACAUGUUGCAUGCUGCACACAUGUUGCAUGCUGCACACAUGUUGCAUGCUGCACACAUGUUUCAUGCUGCACACAUGUUUCAUGCUGCACACAUGUUUCAUGCUGCACACAUGUUUCAUGCUGCACACAUGUUUCAUGCUGCACACAUGUUGCAUGCUGCACACAUGCUGCAUGCUGCACACAUGUUUCAUGCUGCACACAUGUUUCAUGCUGCACACAUGUUUCAUGCUGCACACAUGUUUCAUGCUGCACACAUGUUUCAUGCUGCACACAUGUUUCAUGCUGCACACAUGUUUCAUGCUGCACACAUGUUUCAUGCUGCACACAUGUUGCAUGCUGCACACAUGCUGCAUGCUGCACACAUGUUUCAUGCUGCACACAUGUUUCAUGCUGCACACAUGUUUCAUGCUGCACACAUGUUUCAUGCUGCACACAUGUUUCAUGCUGCACACAUGUUUCAUGCUGCACACAUGUUGCAUGCUGCACACAUGUUUCAUGCUGCACACAUGUUGCAUGCUGCACACAUGUUUCAUGCUGCACACAUGUUUCAUGCUGCACACAUGUUUCAUGCUGCACACAUGUUUCAUGCUGCACACAUAUUUCAUGCUGCACACAUGUUUCAUGCUGCACACAUGUUGCAUGCUGCACACAUGUUUCAUGCUGCACACAUGUUGCAUGCUGCACACAUGUUUCAUGCUGCACACAUGUUUCAUGCUGCACACAUGUUUCAUGCUGCACACAUGUUUCAUGCUGCACACAUGUUUCAUGCUGCACACAUGUUGCAUGCUGCACACAUGCUGCUUGCUGCACACAUGUUGCAUGCUGCACACAUGUUGCAUGCUGCACACAUGUUGCUUGCUGCACACAUGUUGCAUGCUGCACACAUGUUUCAUGCUGCACACAUGUUUCAUGCUGCACACAUGUUUCAUGCUGCACACAUGUUUCAUGCUGCACACAUGUUUCAUGCUGCACACAUGUUUCAUGCUGCACACAUGUUGCAUGCUGCACACAUGUUUCAUGCUGCACACAUGUUUCAUGCUGCACACAUGUUUCAUGCUGCACACAUGUUUCAUGCUGCACACAUGUUUCAUGCUGCACACAUGUUUCAUGCUGCACACAUGUUGCAUGCUGCACACAUGCUGCUUGCUGCACACAUGUUGCAUGCUGCACACAUGUUGCAUGCUGCACACAUGUUGCUUGCUGCACACAUGUUGCAUGCUGCACACAUGUUUCAUGCUGCACACAUGUUGCAUGCUGCACACAUGUUUCAUGCUGCACACAUGUUUCAUGCUGCACACAUGUUUCAUGCUGCACACAUGUUUCAUGCUGCACACAUGUUUCAUGCUGCACACAUGUUUCAUGCUGCACACAUGUUGCAUGCUUCACACAUGUUGCAUGCUGCACACAUGCUGCUUGCUGCACACAUGUUGCAUGCUGCACACAUGUUGCAUGCUGCACACAUGUUGCUUGCUGCACACAUGUUGCAUGCUGCACACAUGUUGCUUGCUGCACACAUGUUGCAUGCUGCACACAUGUUGCAUGCUGCACACAUGUUUCAUGCUGCACACAUGUUGCAUGCUGCACACAUGUCGCAUGCUGCACACAUGUUGCUUGCUGCACACAUGUUGCAUGCUGCACACAUGUUGCAUGCUGCACACAUGUUGCAUGCUGCACACAUGUUGCUUGCUGCACACAUGUUGCAUGCUGCACACAUGUUUCAUGCUGCACACAUGUUGCAUGCUGCACACAUGUUUCAUGCUGCACACAUGUUUCAUGCUGCACACAUGUUUCAUGCUGCACACAUGUUUCAUGCUGCACACAUGUUUCAUGCUGCACACAUGUUGCAUGCUGCACACAUGUUUCAUGCUGCACACAUGUUGCAUGCUGCACACAUGUUUCAUGCUGCACACAUGUUUCAUGCUGCACACAUGUUUCAUGCUGCACACAUGUUUCAUGCUGCACACAUGUUUCAUGCUGCACACAUGUUUCAUGCUGCACACAUGUUGCAUGCUGCACACAUGUUGCAUGCUGCACACAUGUUUCAUGCUGCACACAUGUUGCAUGCUGCACACAUGUUUCAUGCUGCACACAUGUUUCAUGCUGCACACAUGUUUCAUGCUGCACACAUGUUUCAUGCUGCACACAUGUUUCAUGCUGCACACAUGUUUCAUGCUGCACACAUGUUGCAUGCUGCACACAUGCUGCUUGCUGCACACAUGUUGCAUGCUGCACACAUGUUGCAUGCUGCACACAUGUUGCUUGCUGCGCACAUGUUGCAUGCUGCACACAUGUUGCAUGCUGCACACAUGUUUCAUGCUGCGCACAUGUUUCAUGCUGCACACAUGUUUCAUGCUGCACACAUGUUUCAUGCUGCACACAUGUUGCAUGCUGCACACAUGUUUCAUGCUGCACACAUGUUGCAUGCUGCACACAUGUUUCAUGCUGCACACAUGUUUCAUGCUGCACACAUGUUUCAUGCUGCACACAUGUUUCAUGCUGCACACAUGUUUCAUGCUGCACACAUGUUUCAUGCUGCACACAUGUUGCAUGCUGCACACAUGCUGCUUGCUGCACACAUGUUGCAUGCUGCACACAUGUUGCAUGCUGCACACAUGUUGCUUGCUGCACACAUGUUGCAUGCUGCACACAUUUUUGAUGCUGCACACAUGUUGCAUGCUGCACACAUGUUUCAUGCUGCACACAUGUUUCAUGCUGCACACAUGUUUCAUGCUGCACACAUGUUUCAUGCUGCACACAUGUUUCAUGCUGCACACAUGUUUCAUGCUGCACACAUGUUGCAUGCUGCACACAUGUUGCAUGCUGCACACAUGCUGCUUGCUGCACACAUGUUGCAUGCUGCACACAUGUUGCAUGCUGCACACAUGUUGCUUGCUGCACACAUGUUGCAUGCUGCACACAUGUUGCUUGCUGCACACAUGUUGCAUGCUUCACACAUGUUGCAUGCUGCACACAUGUUUCAUGCUGCACACAUGUUGCAUGCUGCACACAUGUUGCAUGCUGCACACAUGUUGCUUGCUGCACACAUGUUGCAUGCUGCACACAUGUUGCAUGCUGCACACAUGUUUCAUGCUGCACACAUGUUGCUUGCUGCACACAUGUUGCAUGCUGCACACAUGUUGCUUGCUGCACACAUGUUGCAUGCUGCACACAUGUUGCAUGCUGCACACAUGUUUCAUGCUGCACACAUGUUGCAUGCUGCACACAUGUUGCAUGCUGCACACAUGCUGCUUGCUGCACACAUGUUGCAUGCUGCACACAUGUUGCAUGCUGCACACAUGUUGCUUGCUGCACACAUGUUGCAUGCUGCACACAUGUUGCUUGCUGCACACAUGUUGCAUGCUGCACACAUGUUGCAUGCUGCACACAUGUUUCAUGCUGCACACAUGUUGCAUGCUGCACACAUGUUGCAUGCUGCACACAUGUUUCAUGCUGCACACAUGUUUCAUGCUGCACACAUGUUUCAUGCUGCACACAUGUUUCAUGCUGCACACAUGUUGCAUGCUGCACACAUGUUUCAUGCUGCACACAUGUUGCAUGCUGCACACAUGUUGCAUGCUGCACACAUGCUGCUUGCUGCACACAUGUUGCAUGCUGCACACAUGUUGCAUGCUGCACACAUGUUGCAUGCUGCACACAUGUUGCUUGCUGCACACAUGUUGCAAGCUGCACACAUGUUGCAUGCUGCACACAUGUUUCAUGCUGCACUCAUGUUGCAUGCUGCACACAUGUUGCAUGCUGCACACAUGUUUCAUGCUGCACACAUGUUGCAUGCUGCACACAUGUUUCAUGCUGCACACAUGUUUCAUGCUGCACACAUGUUUCAUGCUGCACACAUGUUUCAUGCUGCACACAUGUUUCAUGCUGCACACAUGUUUCAUGCUGCACACAUGUUUCAUGCUGCACACAUGUUUCAUGCUGCACACAUGUUUCAUGCUGCACACAUGUUUCAUGCUGCACAAAUGUUUCAUGCUGCACACAUGUUUCAUGCUGCACACAUGUUUCAUGCUGCACACAUGUUUCAUGCUGCACACAUGUUGCAUGCUGCACACAUGUUUCAUGCUGCACACAUGUUUCAUGCUGCACACAUGUUUCAUGCUGCACACAUGUUUCAUGCUGCACACAUGUUUCAUGCUGCACACAUGUUGCAUGCUGCACACAUGUUUCAUGCUGCACACAUGUUGCAUGCUGCACACAUGAACGCCACAGAGUAUGUGAGGAGGAAAGCUUAUGCCUGGGCGGACGCCCGACUCACUGCUGCCGUCACUGGCGCCAGUGCUGAAGAUCCUGGUGAUGUUGAUGGCACUUUUGCCGCUGCUGGUGCUGCCACUGGUGCUGAUGCUGGUGGGGAGGAGGAAGAGUCAGAGGAGGAAGAGGAGGCAGAGCAGCGGCUGCAGCGGCGGAGGGAAGCAGAGGAGAAGCGGAGAGAAGAGCAGCUGUUGAAGCUGCCUUCCCCUUUGCAACUGCUCACAGCACACUUCCGCAUGCCCAUCCACAUCAUCGAGCUCUCAGAAUCCACACCGUUCGACCAGGUGGUUCACACGAUGCGGCACACGGCCUUUGCCAUGGGCAUGCACGGCUCUGCCCUGGCGAACCUCAUCUUCCUGCCCUCAGGGGCGUCAGCCCUGGAGCUCAUUCCCUACAAGUACCGCUACUUCCCCUACCUCACGAUCGCGCCUCUCUUUAACAUUAAUUACCACCAGUGGACCAACGAGAAGCGCGAAUUCGCGUCGUUCGAUGAUGGGUGCUUUGAGGGGAAGUGGGCCAAGCUGAGUCCGUUGGACUGCUGGAAGUUAAAGCCGUGCUUGCGCUGUGUGCGGGACCAUGCGCGCACGCAUGUGGAUCCCGAGAGCAUUGGGCCUGUGCUGGCUGAUAUUGGACGAGAAGUGCGCAUAUGGAUUGGCAUGUAUGGCUUACCCGGUUCCUGA
Messenger RNA from Closterium sp. Naga37s-1, 8526 nucleotides. The record is from the annotation of a GenBank genome assembly. NCBI's taxonomy places the organism in Eukaryota, Viridiplantae, Streptophyta, Zygnematophyceae, Desmidiales, Closteriaceae.